Messenger RNA from Lampris incognitus (smalleye Pacific opah), 644 nucleotides. RefSeq names its product cytochrome c oxidase assembly protein COX14 homolog. The transcript is spliced from 2 exons. Lineage: Eukaryota; Metazoa; Chordata; Actinopteri; Lampriformes; Lampridae. The coding region runs from base 159 to 335 and encodes 58 amino acids. The record is from RefSeq and is a predicted model, not a curated record.
UCAUCAGUGGCCGAGCGUGAAUUUGCCUCUUCCGGCUUUCCGUACCUUACAAAAGCGGCUAACGGCUAGCGGCUAAGUGGCGCGCUACCGCUGUCAUUGAGACUGGAAUCGGACGUCCGCGUCUGCGAACACCUUCAGCAGCACAAAGGAUCCUCACCAUGGUCUCCGGAAAGCGGCUGGCCGACAUCGGCUACAGGGCUUUUUCUGCCUCCAUGAUGCUGCUGACGCUCUACGGGGGGUACCUGUGUGCGGUGCGGGGAUACCGCUUCUACGAAAAACAGAAGCAGCUGCAGCUCGCGGCAGAAAACCAAGAUCCGGACAUUAUGAAAGACUAGAAGGACCAGUUCCCGGGUCUCAUGGUGAGGGAUAACCUCACUCCUCUUUGUUCAUAAUGAAAUCACGACGGCGGCUUCGCUGGAUAUUUGUGCUGCGACCUUAUGUGAGCGGGAUGACGUGGCCCUCAUGAGAAAAAUAUUCUCCUUGUCUGCAUUUUGUGUAAAUCAGGGAACUGUUAACAGAUUCCCGACUCACAGCGGUAGCCUGGUGUAUAUGCUGUCCAGCGAGUCCAUUUUGUGAGCUUUACAGUACUUGAGAUGAGGAGAUGAGUGUGUUUUCGUGUCAUUAAAAUGCCUUUUGAAGCCAAA